AUGGCAAACUUGGCGAAAGCAGCCGGGGGUGCCUCGUCGUGGAACUGUGCCCGCGUCCAUCGGAGUUUCCCGCAGCACGUGGGAACUGGGCGUCCUUGGCAAAAUAGGUUCACCGGCAUCGAGUCGUCUCUGCUUUCCGCGCGUCGCGAGGCCGUCUCGUCUUCUCCGCGAAAGAGCAGUUCGCUCUCUUCAGGGUCAACCAGUCCCUCUUCCGUGACAACGUGCAUCCCUAGGCUCGGCCAGGUCUUUUCUGAUGACGCGCUGCGUUUCAGCAACGCAAGUCUUUCAUGUACGCCGUCCUGUCGUUCCGUGUCGCGAUAUUCUUCCACGCGUCCGCUCUCGGCCGGUCGUCCCGAGGUCAUGGAUGCUGUGGGCGGAGGCCUUUCGGCAGUUCAAGGAUUCGUGUGUGGUGGUGCCCAGCGGCGACAGCCAGGGUGCAUGCAACAGCCCCACCGUCGCUGGCACCAGAUCGUGUCCCAGGCCAACUUUGGAACGGCGUCAGCCGCUUCUUUCGACAUCUUCCAAAAACUCAAAGACCCUCCAGAGACUGGCGAAGAGGAGACCGGAGCAGCCAAAAAGAGAAAACCGUCGGACCGGGUGAUCAGAUUGGUGGACGAAGUCAUGAACUUAACCCUAAUUGAAGCAGCUGAUCUUUGCGAUCUUUGCCAAGAAAAACUCGCAGAGCGAUCUGGAGGCCCCACGUUUAACGCGGCAGCGGCGGCCGGGCGAACGCCGUUUCCUCAUCCCGCGGGCAUGUUUGCCGGCAUGGCUAUGCCAGGCAUGAUGGGGGCCAUGGCAGCUCCAGUGGGAAUGAUGCCGCCGAUGGCGGCGGCUCCAGCGGCUGCUCCAGGCAGUGCGGCUGCUCCAGGCAAUGCGGCUGCUCCAGCAACGGAGGCAACGUCUGAGAAAAAGCCGGAGAAGAAGGAGGACGCGAAAGCGGCGUUUUCGAUUAAGCUUCUCGGGUUCGAUGCUCCAAAGAAGGUUGCAGUAGUCAAGGAGGUGCGAGCUAUCACAGCUCUUGGCUUGAAGGAGAGCAAAGAUCUGGUCGAGCAGGCUCCAAAGAUUAUCAAGAAGGCUGUGCCUGCCGCGGAGGCAGAAGCGCUCAAGGCAAAGCUGGAAGCUGCAGGUGCUCAGGUGGCUCUGGAAUGA
Messenger RNA from Neospora caninum, 1149 nucleotides. RefSeq lists its product as hypothetical. NCBI's taxonomy places the organism in Eukaryota, Apicomplexa, Conoidasida, Eucoccidiorida, Sarcocystidae. The record is from RefSeq and is a predicted model, not a curated record. Gene Ontology annotation, cellular component: ribosome. Gene Ontology annotation, molecular function: structural constituent of ribosome. Gene Ontology annotation, biological process: translation. Bases 1 to 1149 code for a protein of 382 amino acids. The transcript has 7 exons.